CCAAGAUGAGCUCAGGAUGAUGCAGCCGCUACGGCGCCGGGCAGCAGCCACGGCAAAUGCAGUGUACGCAGGAAACCACCCCGCCGGCACCCUGGCUAUAGUUGCACUGUAUAGAAAAAAAAUACAGGCUAGUAUUGUGACUGGAGAGACGAUCCGCAGCUGCAACAACGAUAUCUCUAAAGAAAAAACAUCGUUUCUGCUUGUAUUGGGAACUCUGUCAGCUAUCCACAGACAGACAAACUUCAAUCUUUCAAUCAGGUCAAAGGUCGCUAUACGUACGUUCUGUGAUUUCAGCGGUAGCAGUUCUAGUGAUUCUGCAAAUGUAUGGGUAGCUGUUGUGUUUGGAGUAACGAGUACAGCUUUUCUGUUGAGUGGUAGUAGAAACUUAUGAACCGAACUGGAGGGGACCGACGACGACGACGACGUUGACUCCAAAACAACAAGCGAAACUGUUGUCCACUCAACCAUUGCUACCUUUCUUUCUAGUCAAAGAAUCAACCAAAAUCAAUCAAUAUGAGUGUCUUAAUGUACUCACAGCA
Varroa destructor (honeybee mite) is the source of this 539-nucleotide messenger RNA. RefSeq lists its product as uncharacterized. NCBI's taxonomy places the organism in Eukaryota, Metazoa, Arthropoda, Arachnida, Mesostigmata, Varroidae. The record is from RefSeq and is a predicted model, not a curated record.